This is a messenger RNA of Sphaerulina musiva SO2202, 944 nucleotides long. RefSeq lists its product as uncharacterized. Gene Ontology annotation, molecular function: nucleic acid binding. NCBI's taxonomy places the organism in Eukaryota, Fungi, Ascomycota, Dothideomycetes, Mycosphaerellales, Mycosphaerellaceae. The record is from RefSeq and is a predicted model, not a curated record. The transcript has 3 exons. Bases 57 to 569 code for a protein of 170 amino acids.
GCAAGAUUCUGCAGCCAGGCAACGGUCACAUACCUGUAUAAGGUAUACCCCCCAGGAUGGAGUUUGAGGAAUCAUCACUCCGCGGAAUGUAUGACCUUGUCACCCUCGGAGUCGCAGGAGGAACCCAAAUCUCAAGCCGCACUUCGGCCGUGCUUGCAAAACUGCUCUCCACCACCACUACUGGUGAUGAGACGACGAAGACGUCCAUUGUAGCGCUCACUGCAACAUCCAAAGCAGCAAGCAAAUUAAUCAGCAUCGUGGAAAUUGCCAAGCGAGAACUGCUAGCUCGAGGUCAGAAAGUCUACCAGUACAAUGCGCUGGGCUCAAGAAUGACUGAAAUCCCGCGUCGUACACACGUUGAGACUGUCGUCACUGCGGAAAAUCCAGCAGAAGAAGAAUCUGAUGAAUCCGAAGAGGAUGCCUUUGAAGUCAUGGGAGGAGUCGUCGCCGCUGCCGCACCAGGGCAGGAAAGCGAAGGAAUGAAAAAGAGAAAUAUACCAACGUUGAAGAUCUAUCUAUCGACUGUCUCGGUGAAGGAGCUCAAGCUUGCAUUUGGAGAACAGACCUGAGAGAUGAUGAUGAAGGUGACGUCCAAAGAUACCUACAGGUGCCUUCCAGGUUUUGUGUACCAGGUAUCUACAGGUAUCUACCAGGAAAGGCAGGAUGCCGUCUUCUCUGCAUUUUGGGAAACAGAGACACGUGACCUCACGAAUCGCACUGUCUUCCCCAAACUUAGCUUGCACUUGGCGUCUUCUAGUUCUUCUCCAAGGAAGGCAGAGCGCAAGACCCAGUAGAUAGAGUCCGUGGCAAUGCCAUGUGUCAUGACAAUCAUGCUAGCUCUAUAGGUCCCCAGUGAGAUCGUGCAGAGAUGCACGCAUGUACCUGCUUGGAGAGCAUAAACAACCUUUAGGCUCUGUCACGGAUUCUGUCACGGAAAGGCUCAG